Ambispora leptoticha is the source of this 609-nucleotide messenger RNA. The record is from the annotation of a GenBank genome assembly. Lineage: Eukaryota; Fungi; Glomeromycota; Glomeromycetes; Archaeosporales; Ambisporaceae.
AUGGAAUCUUCUUCACCACACAAAAGCAAUACCAAUAAACACAAUCAACAUUUCUUAACGAAUAACAGGCCUCAAAAACAAAAACUAAUAGAGGCGGCAACCUUGCGUCCAACACGAGAGCAUUCUACCGCUUCGUCCUCUUCUAGCAGUUUUACACAAGCAACUCCUGAUAAUAAUGUAACACCUGAUUCAUUAGCUAGAGAAAAUAUUGACGAGACAGAACCUCUAUUAUCCUCAUCGGACAUUGUUAGAACUUUUGAUAGUGUUUCUGUGAUUCCUCAAGACGCCGAUCCAUUUCUUUUGGUUCAUAUGCGUCGAAAACAACCUCCGCCUCGUCCUAAAUAUGUAAUCUUCCUUUUAAUUUUAGCCUUUAUUGAUUUUAGCAUUAUCAGCACCUGCAUGAUACUAUUAAUCCAUGAGGGUUCUUGGAAUGAGCAUGGGAAAUGGCGUUGGGAUUUAUUAGAAUGGGAUAUAUUGAGUAUGGGCGCUUUGCGCAUCUUUACUGUCAUAUGUGUCGAUUCAUCACUCUGGCUCAGAGAAUUAGGUUGGAUCUUAGGAGGGUUGCUCAAUAUAUAUUAUAUACAAGUCGAAUAUGAUCUAUCAACAUAG